UCCGAAUAAAUACAGUAGAAGUCCACAUCAACGAACAAUCGGAUCGCGCUUUGAAAAUAAUGCGUGAGAGUAGUACAUCCGAUUGUUCAUUGAUGUGGCAUCUACUGUACUAGUGGUGGUGUUUUGAAAAAGAGAAGUUUCAAGUCAUCAUUGGGGACGACGUGCUGUGAGAGGUUCUGUGGAGCUGAAUUUGGUCAAUUAGUGUGAAUUUUGUGUGUCUAGGAUGGAUAGUAAGUUUCCCCUUCAUGCCCUUGUGCCGAAGAAUGAAACAGGAGCGGCCAAUUUCUUGGCCAAGUAUCCCGAAUUCAACGGGCAGGACGUGACUAUUGCAAUCUUCGAUUCAGGUGUUGAUCCACGAGCUACUGGCCUGCAGGUAACUCCUGGAAAGGAGACCAAGGUGAUCGAGAGAUUCGACUGCAGCGGGACCGGUGAUGUGGAUAUGACAAAGAAAGUCACGGCAAAUCAGGCCGGGGUCAUUGUGGGUCUCUCCGGGAGGAAUCUCAAGGUGUCAUCGCUCAUGAAGAAGGUCAAUGCGAAUGGAGACAAGUUCCGGGUGGGCUUAAAGAGUCUCUACGACUUGUACCCCACAAAAAUCCGCGAGAAGAUUAUUGCUGAGAAUAAAGUGAAGCACUGGGAUGAGCCCCAUAAGAAAUCCGUGGCGGAGGUUUGCAGGAAAUUGGAGGAAUUUGAUCAGAGUCAUCAGCCGGGCGCCAACAAUCUCUCAUACCGCGAAAAGCUACAGAAGGAGAAUCUGGACGCAUCGCUGGAGAUGCUGAAUUUCUGUGAGAAGAAAUUCACAGAAUUCAAGACAACCUACGAUUGCAUCCUGCUGGCCACUGAUAAGGGAUGGAUGGCUGUCAUUGAUACAACGGAAACGGGUGAUUUGGAGAAUGCCAUCCAUAUCCGGGAGUACAGCGGAAACUACGAUGUUCAAGUCAUUAACGAUUAUCUCUCUAUCUCGGUAAACGUCCACAAUGAUGGAGAUAUUUUGGAAAUUGUGGGAAUGUGCUCUAGUCAUGGAACGCAUGUGUCAGCAAUUGCGGCUGGCUAUCAGCCGGACAAUCGGGAAUUGGAUGGUGUAGCGCCUGGAGCGAAGAUUGUCUCCCUGACAAUUGGGGAUGGACGCUUGGGCUCAAUGGAGACGGGAACGGCGAUUGUGCGUGCCAUAAUAAAGGUGAUGGAGCUGUGUGAUGCCGGACGGAGGAUCGAUGUGAUCAACAUGAGUUACGGUGAGCAUGCUCACUGGUCCAAUGCUGGACGCAUUGGGGAGCUCAUGAGUGAGGUGGUGAAUAAGUAUGGGGUUGUGUGGGUGGCCUCUGCGGGCAAUCAUGGGCCAGCACUCUGCACAAUUGGCACUCCACCGGACAUCUGUCAGCCGUGCUGUGUGGGCGUUGGGGCGUACGUGUCGCCGGAAAUGAUGGAAGCUGAGUACGUGCUGCGUGCCAAGUAUGCCGACGUGUACACGUGGACAUCUCGUGAUCCUUGCAUCGACGGGGGUGCAGGAGUGACAAUUUGCGCUCCCGGAGCUGCCAUAGCUUCCGUGCCGGAAUUCACACUAUCACGGGCGCAACUGAUGAAUGGCACGAGUAUGGCAGCACCACAUGUAGCGGGCUCUGUGGCGCUCCUCAUAAGUGGGCUGAAGAAGCGAAAGAUCCCCUAUUCCCCGUACAGCAUAAAGAGAGCCCUAACAAACACUGCCACAAAGCUCAAGACGGUGGAUCCUUUCGCUCAGGGGAGUGGUUUGCUCAAUGUUGAACGAGCUUUUGACCAUUUGGUGGACAAUGCAAAAGAACCCGAAGUUUCUGUGCGAUUUGGGAUUAGUGUAUCCAAUGGUGGAGCCAAGGGGAUCCACAUCCGUCAUGGGGUGCUCACAAAACCCGAGGAGUUCUCCGUGAACGUCGAGCCUGUCUUCUUCAAUGAAAAAGAUACGCCUCCCAAGGAGAAGAUCAACUUCAAUAUUCGGCUAAUUCUCACGCCCUCGAAUGAGUGGGUGCAGUGUGGGAAGUUCUUGGAUCUCUGCUACUCUGCCAGAUCAUUCUUCGUGCGUAUUGAUCCCACGGGAUUGCAGCCGGGAGUUCAUCAAUCAAGCAUUAGAGCGUACGAUACGAAGAAUGUGGACAAAGGGCCGGUAUUUGAGGUGCCAAUCACGGUGGUGCAGCCGAAUGUUGUUGGUGCGGAGCAGCUAUUUGUGCACCGUAUCCAGCAGCAAGUGUACCUCCCAAAUACAAUUGUACGUCAAUUCCUCAAUGUACCACGAUAUGCAACGUGGGCUGUGCUGAAGCUCAGGGCUGACGAUGCAAAUGGGGGUAAAUUCCUUGUGCACACAAUGCAAGUUUUACCCUCAAAGUACUGCAAAGCGCUGGAGACGCACAAAAUUGUCGCUGUCUCCAAUGAAUGCGACACCCUUGUACCCUUUAAGUGUGAAGGUGACAACAUCCUUGAGGUUUGCAUUGCAAAAUACUGGUCCAAUUUAGGGCAGACAUCCAUCAUGGCAUCUGUGGAGUUUCACGGAGUCUUCUCACCGAAUGGAUGUACAACAAUGCAUGCAGCAAAUGGGAUUCACCGAAUUGAUAUGCGGGCUCUACGUACGGAAGAAGUACUCCCGUCAAUUUCACUAAAGAAUGCCGUUGUGGUGCUGAGACCGACGGAAUCGUCAAUCACACCGCUAACAAAUCGCGAUGUGCUACCGCCGAGUCGACAAAUCUAUCAGAAUGUCCUGACGUACAGCUUAAAUUUGGCCAAACAUCAGGAAUUCUCGCUGCAUGCCCCCCUCUUCAGUAGUGUGCUGUACGAAUCGGAGUUUGAGUCGCAAUUUUGGAUGAUUUUCGACAAGAAUUGCAUGAUGGUUGGAUGCGGGGAUGCAUAUUCUCAUGGGAAUUUCAUCAAAUUGGAAAAAGGAGAGUACACCAUUCGACUGCAGAUUCGCCAUGAGAAGAAGGAACUUCUGGAGAAGGUAUCGGAGACAACAAUGAUUGCAACAUUCAAGUUGCAGUCUCCCAUUUAUUUGGACAUUUACAAGAGCUUCAGCGCAGCCAUGACGGGUGGGAAGAAAAUUGCUGCCUUCCAGUUGAGCAAUAAAUCCCCAAAACCAAUCUACGUGACCCCGCUCACGAAUGAAAAAGUCACAAAAGCAGGAUUGCCGAGUCAAUGUUCCUGGUUGGAUGGGACGGUGGUGUUUGCAAAGGAUGAGCACGGGCGGAAGGUGGAUACGGUGGUGUUUCAGUACAUUCUCAUUGAGGGGCAACCACUGAAGAAGGCCAAUGGGAUGGUGAAGGAGAACAAGGGGAAGUUGGAGGAGUACAAGGAGGGUCUUCGUGACUAUCAGAAUGGGAUGAUUCCGAAGCUUGAUCUCGCCGAUGCGGAGGAAAUUUAUCAGGAGUUAAUUGUGAGCAAUCCCAAGUAUCUUGCCGCCCAUGUUGCGUUAAUUCAGAACCUCGAAACGGGUGAGCCGAAAGCUCAAAUGCCGCAUGGCUACAUGGGGGCCCUGGAGAAGAUUGAGGACAAGAAGCCCCUCGAGACGACGCUCAAUCGUAUCAUUGAUUUGGCCGAUUUGGUCAUCAGGGAGACAGAUGUGGACGCCUUGCUCAGCUACUACGGUAUGAAGACGGACACAAGGGCAGAUGCAGCGAAGAUUAAGGCAAGUAUGGAUAAGCAAAAGGGCACCCUCUUGGAGGCGUACACGAAGAAGAUUAUUGCAAUGGGAAAGCUGCAUCUGCUGACCAUCACUGGGGUGGAUUUGGAUGAAGUUCUCACUGAGGCAGAUGAAGUCUUCACGGGGAUUGCCAAGUUUGGGGAUGUGAAUGACUCAAAGUACCUACCGGUGGGCAUUUGGCAUGCCUUCCUGCACAAACACUUUGGGCGCAUGAGUAAGUAUCUCCAUAAAUUGUACGAAGAGAAGCAACAGCGGGAGAUUCUCGAGGAGCAGCGUCGGGUGUUCCGGGAACUCAAAUGGGGGCAUGUUGAGAAGGUCAUGGACAGGAUUAUCGUUAAUGCUAAUCCACAAACCUACAGACUGUUCUAAAAAAACAAACAAAAAGCAUUUAAUUUUAUUCUUUUAAAAAUUCUUUCUCAUCGCGAAAAAUCUUUUUUCGUUGAAAUAUUUGAAUUGCAUUGAAAAUUAAAUAAAAUUGUAUUUAGUGGAGAAACAAUGAUUUAAUAAAAAUCAAUUGUGAAAAAAA
Molecule: messenger RNA, 4178 nt
Organism: Lutzomyia longipalpis
Lineage: Eukaryota; Metazoa; Arthropoda; Insecta; Diptera; Psychodidae
Gene: TppII
Product: tripeptidyl-peptidase 2
Exons: 11
Coding region: 224-4021 (1265 amino acids)
Biological process (GO): proteolysis
Cellular component (GO): cytosol
Molecular function (GO): tripeptidyl-peptidase activity; serine-type endopeptidase activity
Source: RefSeq, a predicted model, not a curated record